Messenger RNA from Aureobasidium melanogenum CBS 110374, 1365 nucleotides. RefSeq lists its product as uncharacterized. Bases 1 to 1365 code for a protein of 454 amino acids. NCBI's taxonomy places the organism in Eukaryota, Fungi, Ascomycota, Dothideomycetes, Dothideales, Saccotheciaceae. The transcript has 3 exons. The record is from RefSeq and is a predicted model, not a curated record. Gene Ontology annotation, biological process: late endosome to vacuole transport via multivesicular body sorting pathway; vesicle budding from membrane. Gene Ontology annotation, cellular component: multivesicular body; ESCRT III complex; cytoplasmic side of plasma membrane.
AUGAACGACCUUGUUGAAUUCUUACGUACACAUGACGAGGCAUUCCGUAGUCGCAACCGCCUUCAGUCUCUCUACUCAGAUUUUCGCCUACAAAAGACAUCGAACCCAGAUGGAUACCAAGCAAACUCUCGAGCAUGGAUGCGCGGUCUGACUGCUGCCGCACGCGCUGGCCGAUUACCACCCGCCACAACAGCAGCUGGACAACCAAGUCACGUCGUCUUUGGAAGCGGUGAGGAACUGUCGCGCGCCUUGAACUCUCAGCAAUGGGGUCGCCCGUUAGCUCUCGGUGCUGUCAUGCAAGAUGCUGUCGAAAGACGCGAGUUCAUUCCUCUGGACGAUUUUCUGAAUGCGACCAAGAGUGUUUAUGCAAAGAGUUGGAUUCCUUCACCGUGGCAGGUCGUCAGUUGGGGUCUCAAGCAGGUUGGAGUUGCCUCGCUGUUUGGCGCAUCCGAUAAGCUGUCAGUUGGCAAUCUCGUCGUUAUGGCCAAUGUUGAGGAAGCAGCAAAUGCUAUCAUAGCAAAAGCCUCCCAGCUCGACCAGUCAACGACCUCCUUGAUCUUCUCUCGCUCCCUUUUCGAGUCAGAGUUCGCCUAUGUCCUUGACCCGACAAAACAUCCCGAGGCCGCCUUGAGCACCACUGACUUCGACAUUCUCCUUCGCUAUCUAUCCCGCGACAAACCCUACCUCUCCUUCACCUCCUCGACCAUCAAGCUGAAAUCUACCUCUGAAUCCGCACCUCAACCUAUCACCCAACAAGACACCGACAUCGCAAACCUACGCACCCUGAUCAAGGCCCUGGAAACUCAAGUCUCAGCCCUUACAGACAGAAUCACAACCCUCGACAUUUCAGCCCGCGAAGCCGUCGCCGCGAAACGCACAGUUCAAGCCAAAUCAGCCUUACGCAGCAAAAAGCUUGCAGAAACCACUCUACAUACACGCAGUGCUACACUAUCACAACUGGAAGAAACGUUUACAGCCAUCCAAACCGCUGCCGAUCAAGUCGCUAUAAUAUCCGCCAUGUCUGCUUCUGCCAAGGUCUUGAAGAGUUUACACGCAGAAGUUGGAGGAACAGAAGGUGUGGAAGAAGUUGUGGAUCGCUUGAGAGAUGAAAUGGAGAAUGUAGAUGAAGUUGGGCGUAUCAUUAACGAAGCCAAUACCUCCAAGGUUGAUGAAGAAGAUGUGGACGAAGAGUUUGCGACUAUGGAAAGGAUGGAAAAGGAAAAGAGGGAACAAGAAGAAGCGGCAAAGACUGCAGCGAGAUUGGCGGAAUUGGAAGGGUUGGAGAAGGAGAGGAAAGAGAAGGAGGUGGAAGAGAAGGGGAAAGAGGGAGAGAGGCAGACAGAGAUGCAGGCGGAAGCUGCGUAG